AUGGCCCGGGAGGCGGUGGCGUGGCCGCCUGAGGAGACUGUGUCGCUCUGGAAACGGGAGCAAGCCCGGCUGAAGGCCCUCGUCGUGGACCGGGACACGGAGGCGUGGCAGCGGGACGCCGCCUUCUCGGGGCUGCAGAGGGUCGGGGGCGUGGACGUGUCCUUUGUGAAGGGCGACAGAGCCAGCGCUUGUGCCUCCCUGGUGGUGCUCAGCUACCCUGAGCUCGAGGUGGUGUAUGAGGACUGCUGCAUGGUUAGCCUGACGGCGCCCUACAUGUCGGGCUUCCUGGCCUUCCGAGAGGUGCCCUUCCUGGAGGACGCAGUGCGGCGGCUGCGGGAGAAGGAGCCCUGCCUCGUGCCCCAGGUCCUCCUUGUGGAUGGAAAUGGGGUUCUCCACCACCGAGGCUUCGGAGUGGCCUGCCACCUCGGCGUCCUCACAGACUUGCCCUGCAUUGGGGUAGCCAAGAAACUUCUACAGGUGGACGGGCUAGAGAACAACGCCCAGCACAAGGAGAAGAUACGACUUCUGCGGGCUGGAGGAGAUUCAUUUCCUCUAAUAGGAGGCUCUGGGACUGUCCUGGGCAUGGCCCUGAAGAGCCACGACCACAGCAGCAAGCCCCUCUACGUCUCUGUGGGCCACAAGAUAAGCCUGGAGGCUGCCGUACGCCUCACUCGAGGCUGCUGCAAGUUCCGGAUCCCAGAGCCCGUGCGCCAGGCUGACAUUCGCUCUCGAGACUACAUCCGCAGGACCCUGGGAGUCCCCGGGCCCCCCGCACCAGGGCAGGAGAGGAGCCAGAAGGUGCAGAGGCCAAAGAUGUGCCCUCAGGAAGGUUCGGAAGAGCCGGAAGGGGUCUGCACCUGGCCUGCCCUGCACCCUGGCAAAAGUCAGCUCCCAGAGCCUGAGACCCCAGGCGGCACCCUCCGCAGGAGACCCCGAGCCUCCAAGGCCGGGCGGGCGGCACAGCAGGAGAGGCGCAGUGGGUUCAAGUUCGGGGGUAUCAGCUCCUACUCGGAUCUGAGCCUGUGGGAGCCAGAGAACCGGCUGAAGCAGGAGAACUUGAACGUGGCACUUCCCUUCCCCAAUCCCCAGUCCCUCCUCCGGGAGAUGGAGCAGAUGAUGCCCACGGCAGCCCUGUGCUGA
Molecule: messenger RNA, 1140 nt
Organism: Odobenus rosmarus divergens (Pacific walrus)
Lineage: Eukaryota; Metazoa; Chordata; Mammalia; Carnivora; Odobenidae
Gene: ENDOV
Product: endonuclease V
Exons: 11
Coding region: 1-1140 (379 amino acids)
Biological process (GO): DNA repair
Cellular component (GO): cytoplasm; nucleolus
Molecular function (GO): single-stranded RNA binding; RNA endonuclease activity producing 5'-phosphomonoesters, hydrolytic mechanism
Source: RefSeq, a predicted model, not a curated record